UCUAAAACCGUUCCCUCCACACUCUUUCCCCAAAAUCUCUUCCUCUUUCUGCUUCCGCCAUUUCCAAUCCUUCAAACCCACAAGAGAUUCACCGCCUAAUCCCUUCACAAUGUCUCUCACAAUCCCCACAAACCUCUCUAAACCCCUUUUGAAGCCCAAAUUCAGCUCCUCAUUGGCCUCAAAAUCAAGACCCUCUUCCUCAAUCCUCUGCUCCGCCACCCAAAAUCAAAAUGAAACCGCUUCCUCCUCCCUGCAGGCUUUCUCCGCCGCCUUAGCCCUCUCCUCCAUCCUCCUCUCCGCUCCUCUCCCUGCUGUCGCAGACAUCGCCGGUCUCACCCCCUGCAAGGAUUCCAAGCAAUUUGCCAAGCGAGAGAAGCAGCAAAUCAAGAAAUUGGAAUCCUCUUUGAAGAAUUACGCUCCCGACAGUGCCCCGGCGCUGGCGAUCCAAGCUUCGGUCGAGAAGACGAAGAGACGGUUCGCUUUCUAUGGAAAGCAGGGGCUUCUUUGUGGGGCUGAUGGGUUGCCUCAUUUGAUUGUGAGUGGCGACCAGAGGCAUUGGGGUGAGUUUAUAACUCCUGGGUUCUUGUUCCUUUACAUUGCUGGGUGGAUUGGAUGGGUUGGAAGAAGCUAUUUGAUUGCUAUUAGAGAUGAUAAGAAGCCUACCCAGAAGGAGAUUAUCAUUGAUGUUCCUUUGGCUACUAGCUUGGUGUUCAGAGGCUUUAGCUGGCCUAUUGCUGCUUACAGAGAGCUUGUCAAUGGCGAACUCAUUGCCAAGGAUGUCUAAUUCUCAUCCGACAGAGACAGGGAAAGUGGAAGAUAGAUUGACUUUUGGGAUUGGGGUUGGUGAAAUAUGUGUAUUUCAUUUGGGAACUUGAGAUGAGUUUAUGCAAUGGUUGGUUGUAUUUUGUUCACUACUUCCCCAUUCUUUGCAUUGGUUCUUUUCAUUUGGGAACAUUAUGUGUUUAUAGUUGCAAUGUUUCUCUUA
Molecule: messenger RNA, 985 nt
Organism: Cucurbita maxima (winter squash)
Lineage: Eukaryota; Viridiplantae; Streptophyta; Magnoliopsida; Cucurbitales; Cucurbitaceae
Product: photosystem I reaction center subunit III, chloroplastic
Exons: 2
Coding region: 110-784 (224 amino acids)
Biological process (GO): photosynthesis
Cellular component (GO): photosystem I; chloroplast thylakoid membrane; photosystem I reaction center
Source: RefSeq, a predicted model, not a curated record